AUGCACGGGUAUGCUAUUAUAGGGUGCGUCCUCAACUGCCGCUCCCUCGUUUUCAGUUGCCUUUUGGUUGAACAUUUCCAACUUCCUCUCAGACAUGCGCCACAAGAGCAACGACACCAUCAAAGAUCAAAGCUUUUUGCCUCUUGGAGAUCUCAGAUCAUCGGCGCCCAAGAACAGGAGAUGCAAAUUAGUCAGUCGAUGACAUUGUGAAGACGAUCAUCUGCAUCUGAUCUUUCAAGACAAGUGCCGCUGGGGUCGCAAUUUAUUUGUUCAUCAGGCUGUUGGGUUUUCUUGCCGGUUUGAUCGGUUUGGAUCCGAUCGGGAGGGAUCGAUGGGCGGCCCUCCGCAGAGGCAGCAGCCGGAUCAGGCGCGGCCGGCGGGGAGCGCGUGCGUGUGGGUGGUGGCGGUGCUCCUCCUCCUCGCCGUGCUUGCCGGCGGCGGUUGCCUGGUGCUCUACCUCACGCUGCCCCCGGCCGACGUGCCGCCCUGGCUGCCGGCCGCCGGCCUCGCGCUCGUCGCGCUGCCCUGGGCGUUCUGGAUCGCCACGUGCGCGUACCGGUGCUGCUGCUCUUCGGACGCGGCGGCGCCGGCGCCGGCGAGCAACGUGGAUCGGCAGGCGUCGUCGCGGAUGGCCGUGGCGCCGGCGCCGAGCGGCACGAGCCUCAAGGGCGCGCGCAGCGCGAGGCACGCCGCCGACGGGAGGUCCCCCACCGCCAGCAGCGCGGCGCGCCGGGUGCGGUUCGGCGAGACCACCGUGCUCGGGGAGGACCGCGCCGCCGCGGGGGACAAGGACGACGACGGCUCGUCGGUGCACUCGAACGAGAGCGAGGCGGCGCCCCUCGCCUACAAUAUGCAACCCUCGUCGUGAUGCCUUGUCCCACACCACAGCAUGUAGUUCAGCGUUAGGACGAUGUCAGAAGAUGGAGACGCAAGUGAUCUUCAGAUGCGCUGACCGAAAGAUAAUCUUUCAUGCAGAGCCAGAUGUCUGCAUCCUUGAAGCACUGUGCAUAGCUAGAACCUAGAUGGCUGAAGCCCCCUGUAGUGUAGGAAAUGCAGUAUGCUCUCUUUAGCAGUUUAUUAGAUGGUAAAUCGAUCGUGAGGCCUAGAAUAGGGUCAGAGGGUCAGUUCAAUCUUUCAUUCAUCACCGAGGUCCUUUUUCAGAGGAAUAUCUGCACGAUCUCGAUGAAAGGUGAAAUUGCCUGUCCUGCAAAAAAAGAUUACCUACAAUUUGUUCGCAAAAAUUUGUAUGCAUGCUCUGUUUCCCAA
Messenger RNA from Panicum virgatum (switchgrass), 1266 nucleotides. RefSeq lists its product as uncharacterized. The record is from RefSeq and is a predicted model, not a curated record. Lineage: Eukaryota; Viridiplantae; Streptophyta; Magnoliopsida; Poales; Poaceae. The transcript is spliced from 2 exons. The coding region runs from base 332 to 868 and encodes 178 amino acids.